UUGAUCGGAUUGGAUAACCGAAAGUUUAGUAAUUGGAACCACCGCUCCACUUUAUUUGCAAUGUUUUCAUCAAAAACUGUACCAAUUGUAAGGGGAUUCCACAAGGGAGUGCAAUCCGCACGAGGCGUGGCGGUGUUGAAUGAAGUAACAAAGAAAUGUGUUCGCAAUCCGAACAAAUCCAGUCCCCUUACACACUUGCCAGACUACACUUUUAUGGACGGCCGGGUAACGCCGUAUGGGGCCAAUCAGAAAAAGCGCAUCCUUCAACAGCGAGAAAUUGCCAAACAAAUCGUAACACUAUCGAGGGAGAUGGAUUACGCCGUAGAGCGACACAACCGCAUUGAGACAGAAGCCAAAGAAACCCGACAGAAACUGCUUGCCGAGAAGCUGAAACCUAAGGGACAUUUAUUGCUUAAAAAGUCAACGUAAAUCAGUUGAUGGUAUUA
This is a messenger RNA of Anopheles cruzii, 446 nucleotides long. It is a transcript of the gene mRpL52, whose product is annotated as 39S ribosomal protein L52, mitochondrial. Gene Ontology annotation, cellular component: mitochondrial large ribosomal subunit. The record is from RefSeq and is a predicted model, not a curated record. NCBI's taxonomy places the organism in Eukaryota, Metazoa, Arthropoda, Insecta, Diptera, Culicidae. The transcript has 3 exons. Gene Ontology annotation, biological process: mitochondrial translation. The coding region runs from base 61 to 429 and encodes 122 amino acids. Gene Ontology annotation, molecular function: structural constituent of ribosome.